AUGUCCAGGCGCGACCAGUUCCUGCUCCGGACCGCGCUGGCCGAGGAGCGCAGCACGUCGGACAUGUCGGCGACCUUCAGCUCCAUGCUGGAUGAGGAGGACGAGUUUGGGGAGGGGGACGAGUGGGAGGAGGAUGGCGUUGAGUCUGACGUGGACGAGACGCUCUUGGUCUCCAACCUCGGGCUCUCCGACGAGACCGUGCGCGCGCUGCAGGCCCGCGGCAUCACCGCGCUGUUCCCCAUCCAGAGGCUCGUCCUCCAGCCGGCCAUGGAGGGCCGGGACCUGAUUGGCCGCGCCAAGACCGGCUCCGGCAAGACCCUCGCGUUUGCGCUGCCCGUCAUAGAGGGCAUCCUUGCCGAAGACAGGGAGGCUGCGGGCGGCGUGCCCCUCGACGGCCGGCGGCGGCGCGGGGUGCCGGGGCGGGCGCCGAGGUGCAUCGUGCUGGCGCCCACGAGGGAGCUGGCUAAUCAGGUCGCCAAGGAGUUUGAGUCGGCCUGCCCGAACCUGGUCGUCCGCUCCUUCUAUGGUGGCGUCCCGAUCGGCGCCCAGAUCCGCGAUCUGGCGGGCGGCGUGGACGUGGUGGUGGGGACGCCGGGGCGCGUGAUGGACCUCAUUGAUAGGCGCUCCCUGAAGCUGGAUAAGAUCCGCUACGCCGUGUUGGACGAGGCGGACCAGAUGCUCGACAUGGGUUUCCAGGAGGACAUGGAGAACAUCCUGGGGCAGGCUGCGGGUACCUAA
This is a messenger RNA of Monoraphidium neglectum, 738 nucleotides long. Its product is annotated as DEAD-box ATP-dependent RNA helicase 7. The record is from RefSeq and is a predicted model, not a curated record. Gene Ontology annotation, molecular function: ATP binding; nucleic acid binding. NCBI's taxonomy places the organism in Eukaryota, Viridiplantae, Chlorophyta, Chlorophyceae, Sphaeropleales, Selenastraceae. Bases 1 to 738 code for a protein of 245 amino acids. The transcript is spliced from 6 exons.